Molecule: messenger RNA, 1580 nt
Organism: Dothidotthia symphoricarpi CBS 119687
Lineage: Eukaryota; Fungi; Ascomycota; Dothideomycetes; Pleosporales; Dothidotthiaceae
Exons: 3
Coding region: 293-1519 (408 amino acids)
Molecular function (GO): endonuclease activity
Source: RefSeq, a predicted model, not a curated record
UCAUAUUUGCUGGCAACACGUACAGACUAUGGCCUCUCAAGCGGAUACGCGAGAUCACGCGGCGAAGCUGCCACCAGAGCUGAAGCGCAUGGUGUGCAACUUGUGUGACCGGCGUAAGGGGUCGAAAGUGAGUCUAGGGUAGCACGGUUGUAAUUAAAACGUGGGAAUCAGGUUUUAUGCAGGGGUUGGUGUUCGUUUGAUUUCGGCAUUUCCCAGCUCACUCAAGUAUAACUUAACGUACAGUAUCCAUUGAAGUAUCGCCUCCCAACUCUUUGACCUGUCUCGACCCCAAAUGGCUCGUAUCCGACGCUCUGCCGGCGGGCACCCCUCAAUGAACAGGCGACUGUCUAAGUGGUCUCACAAUUCACUGCAAAAAUGUGCGGGUGCCCUCAACAGAGACCCCUCAAAAACAGCAGUUUCAACCCCAGAAUCCUCACAUUUUACUGGGACUGGUGACACUGAGCUCCAGUCUUCAAGGAAUCCUCAGUUGCCUGUGGAGGAAUCCACUGGCAUGAUCUUUAAUCGCAUGCGAUCUGGAGAGGUUGUCAACACUUUCACUCAGCGGGAGCUGUUCACGAAACGUGAAAGCGACCACACCAACGUUCUUGAUCUAGACCAUCUGGCGGCAAAGUAUUCCGAUGAACUUUUGCCCUGGGACAACCGCGAAUCCGCACCAGCAUUGGAAAGGCGACUGAUAAAGGAGUCACCACCGAAGAAGCGAAAGCAGGGAAAGGAGGGACAAAAGCAGCAGGAAAAGAUGGCAGCUGCUGAACAAGAGCGUCAAGAUUUGUUGAAUGAUUUACAGAGCAAGUGGCUGGAUGAGCUUGAGAAACUAAGAGUUGCGCGGCUAGACGGCGGUUCAACAGCUCGCAGCGACUCUGCAAGACCAGUGCUCAAAAGGGAUCAAGCGCUCAAGCAGAUCGAAAAGUGGUCAAAGUCUUAUUUGACUACUGACAACGGCUGCUGGCUAAUGAAGUCAAAAAGCCCAACACUGCGGGAUAAAGAUUGGCGUCCAAAGACAAAAGUUCAACGCGUUAGUCACUAUCAUGCACAUAUUGCUCUUGCUUCUACUAAUUGCCACGGUAAGUACCAUGAACUAGUUUCAAUAUCUAGUCCUGUACUCUACCAACUGUGGCAAAGUAUCUACCCUGCUGCUAGCAGCCGCCCAGCUUUUACCCUUUCUAAGAGUACCCGCCUUGAGGUUUCUCACCUUUGCCAUAAAAAGCGUUGUGUUAAUCCUAAUCACCUAAAGAUUGAGACCAAUACUGUUAACAGAGCAAGGGAGGAUUGUCGUGGCACAGUUUUUGGCCCAGAUGGAUCAGUUUACCACCUCUGUACCCAUGCUGUUCUGCCUGGGUCAAGUGGAUUCAACUGUGUUAUUCCUGCUAUCAAUCUUUCUGCAGGAGACAGCCCUGGCGUCUUCCAGGCAAAGCUUCUUGCUGAUCCAGCUGCUGGCCCUUCUGUCGCUCUAUGCCGGAUGGGUGAGGGAGAGUUGGCAACAGAACAAGUAGAGCUAUAGAUUCUUUUGCCAUGGUGUGCUUCUUAUGUUGUUUGUAUGGAAUGUACUCAAAUACUUUUAG